Molecule: messenger RNA, 2447 nt
Organism: Artibeus jamaicensis (Jamaican fruit-eating bat)
Lineage: Eukaryota; Metazoa; Chordata; Mammalia; Chiroptera; Phyllostomidae
Gene: MCMDC2
Product: minichromosome maintenance domain containing 2
Exons: 14
Coding region: 88-2133 (681 amino acids)
Biological process (GO): double-strand break repair via break-induced replication
Molecular function (GO): DNA binding; single-stranded DNA helicase activity; ATP binding
Source: RefSeq, a predicted model, not a curated record
AUCUUUUCUGUGAGUUUCAUCAUCUGUAGUCUUUACCAGCUACUGUGGUUUAAUUAAUAACAAAGAAGAAUCAUUAACUAGAAGAAAAUGUCAAGUCUAAAAAUGAAAGAGGCAGCACUUAUCUAUCUAGACAGAAGUGGAGGGCUCCAAAAGUUUAUAGAUGAUUGCAAGUACUACAAUGAUUCCAAACAAAGUUAUGCUGUCUAUCGAUUCAAUAUUUUAGUAAAUCCCUCUGAUGUUGUUGAAUUAGAUGCUGAACUUGGAAAUCACAUUUUACAUCAGCCUUUAAAAGCUGCUCAAGUUUUUCAAUCAGUCUGUUUUACUGCUGUUCAGACUCUCUCAUUAAUUGGACAAUUACAGACUGAAACUCAAAUUAAUAUAGUGCUGAAGUUAACACAUUUACCUCCUCUGCCAAGUUAUAGUCUUAAUUUUUGUGAGUUUCCAUUUGAUUAUACAUCUCAAAGAUUUUAUAUGAUGCAAGGAAUUGUGAUCGCAAUGACAACUGUAACCAAGUAUACACAAGGUGCAAGAUUUCUUUGUUCAGAUGAAGCAUGCCUUCUUUCAAAAGGAUUUCAGUAUAUAAGAGUGCACGUGCCUGGCGCUACAGAAUCUGCAACAGUAAGAAAUGACUUUUUGUGUAAUCUGUGUUCCUCUCCACUUCAAGAAGACAGAAAAUUUAGAGUACUUGGUGAUAAACAGAUAGUUGAAAUAAUUACUACAAAGGCACUUCAUGCUUUUCAAGGAUAUUCUAACAACCAGCCAUUUAGGUUUCAAUCUCUUACAAUUUUCCUAAGAGACGAAUCAGUGAAUAAAAUGAAUAUAGGAAAUGAGUAUAAAAUUAUUGGAAUUCCAACCUGUGUAAAAACUUUACAAACUUCUGUCUGUAUAGAGGCAAAUAGCAUCACUUUUUGCAAUCCAAAAGUUCCUUCAGGAAUUAGUGACAAUUUCAGGUGUCUCCUCUCUUUGACUGCCAGCUCAUGCUGGAAGUUUACAGCAAUACUUACCAGUACCUUUGCAUCACACAUUGUUCCUCCUGGGACUUACAAUUUGCUCAAGCUGUGUUUGCUGAUGAGUCUAGUACAGACAAGGGACUUUAACAAGGAAGUGGAAGAUUGCCUGGACAUUUUAAUUGUAACAAGUGACUCUCUACUUGUAGACAGGCUUUUGAAUUUUAGUAUAAACCUUGUGCCCCGUGGUGUACGUCAUCCAGUCUCUACUGAAAUUUUUCCUACUCUGUCCAGGAAUAACUAUGGAACUGGAGCGGUUAGCAUUCAAGCUGGCAGUGCUUUGCUGGCUAAAGGUGGUAUCUGCUUUAUAGGAGACUUGGCUUCACAUAAAAAAGAUAAACUCGAACAACUUCAAUCAGUUAUGGAAAGCAGAAGCAUUACUGUAUAUAUUCCUGGAAAGAAGUCUGGGGAUGAUAUCGAUCAACAAAUGACUUUUCCAAUUCAGUGCAGUUUCUGGUCUUUCGUUGAUAUGGAUUCAUCAUCAAGGAAAAGUAUGCAGAAAACCAACACUCUAAUUGGUCAGAUGGAUUGCAGUUUAAUUCCAGCUAAUCUUGUAGAGGCAUUUGGAUUAUUGAUUAACUGUAAUGAAUCAUCUCCUUGCCACCCAUUUCUUCCUAUUGUGCAACAUACUUUAAAGAAAGCCAUUGAUCCUGAAGGGCUGCUUUAUUUAGCUUCUAAACAGUUCACAACAGAAGAUUUUGAAAAGCUGCUGGCUUUUGCAAAGAAUUUGAAUGUAGAAUUCAGCUUGGAGGCAGAAAGAAUGAUUCAUGGCUAUUAUCUAGCAAGUCGUAGAAUCAGAACUGAUUCUAUAUGUGGAUCAAAACUGUCAGCAUCUGCAUUAAAAUAUUUAGUUUCCCUAUCUGAAGCCCAUGCUCGACUAAACUUAAGAAAUAAAGUGCUUAAAGAAGAUGUACUAAUUGCAGCCUUAUUGUUUGAAACAUCUCUCACAUUGAAAUAUGGGGCCACUGUAUUUUGUGUUGCUCCAAAUGCAGUAUUUCCAUUUGAACUAUAUAAUGAAGAAUAUUUAGAACAAAGGGACAUCUAUCUGGCUCAGUGCCAAGAACAGCUCCUACAGUUUAUUGCUACAUAUGGACCUGGGACGGCUUUUUUCUCUAGUGAUGAAUAGACAAUCUGAGAAAAAAUUUCAUUUCUACUUCAGCCAUGGAAAAAGUAUGAUUUUGAAGUAAUGCUUCAGCUAAUGCUGUGUAUAGAAGUACAUUAGAAGGCCUCCUUAAAAAUAUAGUUUCUUUAAAUUAAUUGCUAAUAAACACUAAUUCAAAUCUCAAAGCUAAUAGCAAAUUUAAAACUUAGGAGAAUUCUAUGAAAAACAAAAAACAAACAAACAAAAAACCAUGGCUAAUCCAGUAUACCAGUGGGUGACAGAUUGAAAAGAAAGUCAUUCACUUUAUCACUAUUUUAACAUUGCAAGUUAAGCAAUGU